Messenger RNA from Symbiodinium sp. CCMP2592, 222 nucleotides. The record is from the annotation of a GenBank genome assembly. NCBI's taxonomy places the organism in Eukaryota, Dinophyceae, Suessiales, Symbiodiniaceae.
AUGCAGGCGCAGGCGGUGCAGGCAGUGCAGGCGGUGGCAGAAGACUCACAAGACAAGGAGAGGGAAGCGUUCGUGCAGAUCCCUGGAGAAUGGUUGCCGCAGCAUCUGCGAGAGCCACACGAGCAAGAGCAAGAGCAGCAAGAGGCCACAGAUGCCAAUGUCAAAGGCGGGCGCAAAGCAGAAGAGACGGAGGCGAAGGCGCUUGCUCUGUUCUUCAGUUGA